ACGUUAGCCACCAGACCGUAGUCCGAAUGUUGCACCUGACAAGAGACAAGGUUCGAGAUUGGUACAUAAGUUGCAAUAAGUUACUGCAGCCUACGUUUCCGGACAGAAUGCGAUGUUUAUUGUGUUGUCUGGUACAUUUGUGCAGUAUUUCCAUGGUGUUCUCCACGACGGAUGUGACGAAACAUCCAAAUUGGAUGCUGUUGGAACAUACAAAAUGUGGGAAUACCAAUAGCGACCGUAUUAUCGGCGGUAAGAAUGCGAGCCUGGGCGCGUAUCCUUGGAUCGCGAGAAUUGGUUAUAGCGGUCCUAGCACGGGCGGCAAAUUAUCCUACAGAUGCGGCGGCAGCUUAAUCAAUCAACUGUAUGUAGUCACGGCCGCCCAUUGCGUAACGAAUCUGCCCGACAGUUUCAAGGUCAGUGGAAUUCGCGUGGGUGAGCACAACACCCUGACCGAUCCUGAUUGUGAGAAUGGCUACUGCGCGAAACCGGUGCAAGAUUUUCUGCCGGAAACGAUAAUUAUCCAUGAAGAUUACGAUAAGCCGUUGUAUAGAAAUGACAUAGCUAUUAUACGGCUAAAUAAACCAGCAAUUUAUAACGAACACGUGAGGCCGAUAUGCAUGAUGAGUGGUCAACUCCUGACGAAGGACUUUGUUGGCGAGAUGGCGGAAGUCGCUGGUUGGGGGAUAUACGAUAUCAACGACCCGAUGCCCAGCAUAAUCCUGCAGACGGUGAAACUGCCGAUCGUCGAUACGAACAGAUGCAAGAUGUCCUUCAGGAGCUACGCAGACAUUGGCGACAAACAGAUGUGCGUGGGCGGUGUUCUCGGCGAAGACUCCUGCGGCGGCGACAGCGGCGGGCCUUUGGUGAAAGUGAUAAGCCAAGAUGGUCCGCCGAGAUACUACUUCGUCGGCGUCGUCUCCUUCGGCGCGAAAAAUUGUGGUGGCUCCUCGACACCCGCAGUUUAUAGCAAGAUUACCAUGUACACCACGUGGAUUCUGGAUCACAUCUCCGCGUUUCUAGCGUUGCUGAUCGUCAGCAUCGAUGCACAAUACCAGCGAAACGGUCAACGAGGAUGCGUGGUAAACAAUCAACAGGGUACAUGCAUACUCGCGCGCGAUUGUCCGAUGGUGGCAACCAUCCUGCAGCAAUCUCGUGAGCAGGCCAUCUCCUAUCUGAGACAGAACCACUGCGGUUUCGAAGGCUCGAAUCCGUUGGUGUGCUGCAUUACUGAUAGUAAUACGAACGUUAACACUCGUCCGAGCGGCACCGAGACGAACCCUGGUACACCAUCGAAUCCACCUCCGUCGCAGAAUGGUGAAAACCUUGCCAUGAUCAACCUAGCCAGUAAUCCUCAUUUGCCAAGCGUCUGUGGCCGUGAUCUGUCGCAGAGGAUCUACGGCGGUGAGCGUACCGAGCUCGAUGAGUUCCCCUGGAUGGCGCUCUUGGAAUAUCAGAAACCUAACGGUAGAACGACGGCGUGCGGUGGCGUGCUCAUCAGCAAGCGCUACAUUCUCACCGCUGCUCAUUGUAUCAAAGGCAAGGAUCUGCCGCCCAGUUGGAGUUUGACCAGCGUUCGCCUCGGCGAGUACGACACCGAGUCCGAGAACGAUUGCGUCAAGGACAGCGAGAAAACCACGUACUGUUCCGACGAUCCCAUCUCCAUAGGUGUCGAGGAGCAAAUCGCUCACGAGGACUAUCGGCCGUUGUCUAGGGAUCAGAGUAAUGAUAUCGCGCUGCUGCGUCUCAGCCACGAUGUGCCGUUCACCAAGUUCAUCAAGCCUAUCUGCUUGCCGACCAACUCAUCUAUUGGCAACAAACUUUUCGUGGCCGGCUGGGGCAAGACGGAGACGCGCUCAUCUUCCAAUAUCAAGUUGAAAUUAUCUUUGCCACUGACGUCUAAGGAAGAGUGUGAACAGACCUACGGUGUCGCAGGCGUCAGACUGGGAUCCGGGCAGAUCUGCGCGGGUGGUCAGCGCGGCAAAGACUCGUGCAGAGGCGACUCGGGUGGUCCUUUGAUGGCCGUCGAGAGAAUGGUCGAUGGGACCGGCAGGUGGACUGCUGUAGGCGUAGUAUCCUUCGGUCCGUCACCUUGCGGCAUGGAGGGCUGGCCCGGCGUGUACACCAAAGUCGUCCAGUUCGUUCCCUGGAUUCUUAGUAAAAUAAGAGCGUAAAGCAGAACAUUUAUUAAUGAAUAUUAUAUACGUAAAAAGAAUGUGAUUUGUGAAGAAAGUCAUUUGUUAAUGUUGUCCAAUUCUCACAAGAAACCAACAAUGUAUGUUGUGCGAAAUGUAUUUUAAGUAUGUAAAUGUAUUUUAAGUCUGAGAAACGUUGCAUCUUUUGCAGAAAUAAUUAUUUUUAUUGAUAUUUUAUAAGUCUUCCCCCAUGAAUAUACUCAUGAAUAUACUGUAAAUUGCAUAUUAAUUAUAUAAUCAUACAUAUUUGAGACACAUGAGAAGUGUGCAGAACUAAAGAGAUAUUGCUCAUAUCUUACCUGCAUUUACAAUGAUAUAUUUUCUAAUAAUACUUUUAAACAUUUUUAGCGAAAUGAAUUUUAUUCAAAUAUAAAAGUGCGAUUGAUUGUACUUUUCUAUUUGAAAUAUUGAACGCAAAUUAAUUGUCAAGUUAAUAUUGCGAAAAAUGUUAUCUUACAAAAUUAUCAGCGUGUAAAUACUAAGUAUUCUUUUUAAAACUAGCGGUUUUAAGAAAUAAAAAAUCUAU
This is a messenger RNA of Odontomachus brunneus, 2718 nucleotides long. Its product is annotated as CUB and peptidase domain-containing protein 2-like. Gene Ontology annotation, biological process: proteolysis. NCBI's taxonomy places the organism in Eukaryota, Metazoa, Arthropoda, Insecta, Hymenoptera, Formicidae. The transcript is spliced from 9 exons. The record is from RefSeq and is a predicted model, not a curated record. Gene Ontology annotation, molecular function: serine-type endopeptidase activity. Bases 27 to 2171 code for a protein of 714 amino acids.